Alternaria triticimaculans is the source of this 1032-nucleotide messenger RNA. RefSeq lists its product as uncharacterized. Gene Ontology annotation, molecular function: phosphoric diester hydrolase activity. The record is from RefSeq and is a predicted model, not a curated record. Gene Ontology annotation, biological process: lipid metabolic process. The coding region runs from base 1 to 1032 and encodes 343 amino acids. Lineage: Eukaryota; Fungi; Ascomycota; Dothideomycetes; Pleosporales; Pleosporaceae. The transcript has a single exon.
AUGAUUUGGAGAAAGAAGAAUAAGUAUACUGACUCUAUUAGUGGUGUUCUUCACAUCGUCAACGUAUUUCUCGGCUACGUGCCUACCUUUCUGGAUGAUUAUGUAGUCUCGUCGUUCGACUCGAGUGUGUUAGACAAGGCGCAGCUCUUAGAUAUAACACGCGACGUAACUCCGGUCCCUUGCCACUCGCACAACGACUACUGGCGCCGAGUACCGUUGUACGACGCCCUGCGCUGGGGUUGCACAGGCGUCGAAGCAGAUGUUUGGCUCUUCGAUGAGGAGCUGUACGUUGGUCACAGCACCAACGCCCUGACGCAAGAUGGCACCUUUACGUCCAUGUACGUUGACCCAUUGGUCAAGAUGCUAGACCAUAAGAACGAACUCGGAGACUUCUCCACUUCAUCCAAUGUCAAGAACGGCAUCUUUGACACCGAGCCUGCGCAGACUUUGGUCCUACUAGUCGACUUCAAGAACAACGGCCACGACAUCUUCCCCGUCGUAUCGCAACAACUCAACGCACUCCGCGAAAAGGGCUACCUCACCUACUUCAACGGCAACACCACCAUCGAGGGCGCCAUCACUGUCGUCGCAACCGGCAACGCCCCCUUCGACCUCAUCACCGCAAACUCAACCUACCGCGACAUCUUCUUCGACGCUCCCUUGGACAAGCUCGAUGAAGGCUCAGUCACCACUCGCGGCGGCCAAGGCACAGUCGGCACAACACCCUCGUCCCACUUCGACAGCACAAACUCAUACUACGCAUCCGUCAACUUUGGCCACUCAAUCGGCACACUUUGGUUCGGUCGCAUCACCGAAGCUCAACGCCUUAAGAUCCGCGCUCAGAUCCAAAGUGCGAAGGAAAGGGGACUGAAGUCGCGCUACUGGAGUGCGCCUAAGUUUCCCAUUGGACUGAGGAACAGGGUGUGGAAGAUGCUGGUUGAGGAGGAUGUGGGGUAUUUGAAUGGCGAUGAUCUGCAGGGUAUGACAAGGUUGGAUUGGGGGGUUAAGAGACACUGGGGUUUGAUCGGUUGA